Messenger RNA from Acomys russatus (golden spiny mouse), 894 nucleotides. RefSeq names its product peptidylprolyl isomerase B (gene Ppib). Gene Ontology annotation, cellular component: intracellular membrane-bounded organelle. Gene Ontology annotation, biological process: protein peptidyl-prolyl isomerization; protein folding. The transcript is spliced from 5 exons. Gene Ontology annotation, molecular function: peptidyl-prolyl cis-trans isomerase activity. The record is from RefSeq and is a predicted model, not a curated record. Lineage: Eukaryota; Metazoa; Chordata; Mammalia; Rodentia; Muridae. Bases 23 to 673 code for a protein of 216 amino acids.
CUGCCGCGACUGCUGCCGGUGGAUGCUGCGCCUCUCGGAGCGCAAUAUGAAGGUGCUCUUCGCCGCCGCCCUCAUCGUGGGCUCCAUCGUCUUCCUUUUGCUGCCGGGACCCUCCGUGGCCAACGAUAAGAAGAAGGGACCCAAAGUCACAGUCAAGGUGUUCUUUGACCUCCAAAUUGGAGAUGAACCUGUGGGCCGAGUGACCUUUGGCCUGUUUGGAAAGACGGUUCCAAAAACAGUGGAUAAUUUUGUAGCCUUAGCUACAGGAGAGAAAGGAUUUGGCUACAAAAACAGCAAGUUCCAUCGUGUCAUCAAGGACUUCAUGAUCCAGGGUGGGGACUUCACCCGGGGAGAUGGCACAGGAGGAAAGAGCAUCUAUGGUGAGCGCUUCCCGGAUGAGAACUUCAAGCUGAAGCACUACGGGCCUGGAUGGGUGAGCAUGGCCAACGCGGGCAAAGACACCAACGGCUCCCAGUUCUUCAUAACUACAGUCAAGACGUCCUGGCUAGACGGCAAGCAUGUGGUUUUUGGCAAAGUUCUAGAAGGCAUGGAUGUGGUGCGGAAGGUGGAGAGCACCAAGACAGACAGUCGGGACAAGCCCCUGAAGGACGUGAUCAUCGCAGACUGUGGCAAGAUCGAAGUGGACAAACCCUUUGCCAUCGCCAAGGAGUAGAGAGUAGAGAGUGCCUCGGGGACUCAUCCCUCCAAGCAGCUGUCAGUGCCCUCACGGGGGUGAAGGUAGCCAGUCACAGGGUUCCAUGCCGCCCUGGCCCUAGUGCUUCCAUCCGAUGGGGUGCAGCCACACCCCCUCGCAUUCCACGGGCCUGAUUUUUAUAUCAAACUCCUACCAAUGCCGAUCAAUAAAAAAGUGGUUUGUUUUUUAAUAACUUGGGU